GUGUGGGGAAAGAAUCCGAAGUGAUAUUAUUAGGCCUAAUUUGCUUUAUUCGGAACUUGGUCCGGAACAACCUAGUGAAAUUUGAAAAUCAUGCUUGAAAACCUUGAGUUUCGUGAGGUAGUGAGAGCAGCAGGGAUAGGAUUCUUCUAUCUGCUUCUCCUGAUGCUUUUCCUCCUUUAUUUUGGAGAUGACCUCCAAAAGAUAUUCUACACUUGGUUCCCUAAAUCUCAUCCUUUCCACGAUGAUGCUAAACAAAAACUUCCUCCUGAGGAACUUGUAAAUCAACAGAGAGCUGUGAGAGAGAAGAUACAGGAUGAUCAUACAUCAAAGGCUGAGGGCUUUAGUGAGAGGAUAUUGAAGCCUAGGGAGGAAGCAAAGAAAGCGGAAUUAGAAAAGGAAUUCUACCGGUUUGCAGGACCAGCAUGGAAGGGACGAGGAGAACGCACAGGGUUUGGAGACGAUGAUCCUUCGUCUGCUCACCAAGAAAUCGGACAGGCUCUUCGAAGGAGAGACCUUGAGGGGACUGGCCGGAAUGCAGCUGCAGCCAGGAAGCUCCCUGAGUCGGUGACCAAUCCAUUAAAAAGAGUCCCAGCUGAACCCCUCAAACCGAAAAUUGUCAUAACAUUGCCAGAUGAACCAGAAAUUGGAACACCAGAGUGCAUAACUAUUGCAUUGAGGGGUACGACUAGUAAUGUGAAAAGAAGACGGUUUUUAUUCACAGAAAAAGUUCAGGUUUUACUAAACUGGAUGACUAAGCUAGGAUACCACCAGAAGCUUUACACACUGGUCACGACCUACCCUCGACAGGAUCUAUCCCAGCAUGCAGCAGAAACACUACAGGAAGUUGGGAUCUAUCACGAUGUCUCAUUGGUAGUCGAAGAGAUUGAGCCUGAUGAAGAGUCAUAGGAAGCACUUUACAUCGAUUCACAUUCCAUUUAUAUGCAUUUUGCAUUACUCUUUAUGAUUCUUUGUUAUCAUUAUUGAAGAGAGAUAUUUUGUUCUAUUUCGAACAUUUAUUUUAGGUUUUAGGGAGAGUUUUAUUAUAUAGUAUACAUGUACAUAGGAAUUAUUUAUGUAAUAUUUGAUGGUCCAGAAUGGUAAUCCACGAGUUAGGACCAAUAUUGCACAAAUUGUGCAAUAUUGAAUCAUAGAUGUGUGCGAAAUUGGCUCCAGCAAAUGGAGUGCUUCAUGGAAAUCCCCAUGGACCCCACCCCCCAUCCUCAAUACGUCUCAAAGAGCCCAGUCCUUUAUGGUUAAGGCACAGGCUGUAAAAUAUUAUUGCGUGAGGACAUUGUUAUGUCAUAAUCAAUUGAUAUUGACGCAACCACGAUCAUGAGUAUGUAUGAAAAGAAUAAGAUUAUCUAUAAUGCCCUAUUACAUAUAACAAAGUUAUGCUGAUGAUAAUGCUUUUGAUUUUUGAUUGCCAAUGAAGUUUUUACUAUUCACUUGAAUUUUCUAUGGUCCUCCGUCUUCUUCAGGAGUUUACUUUACUGAAGCCAAUUAAUAUCUUAAAUGGUCAUUGUGGUGUUUGUCUCCACAUCAUUCCCAGGGGCACACAACAGAGUCAAUAACGGAGACUGAUUCAACAAAGUGCCAUUUCACUUCAACUUUGCCUCAUUCGUCUUUGUAGCCUCGUCAGUCAACUUAACUAUACAAACUCAUCCUGCUGGCUUUCGAUCUUUCUUGAACCGUGAAGAUGUGACAGAAAAUCUGCAUUGGCAUUUUGCUUAGCAGUACGAUAUUUGAUAUUUCGUACACAUAUCCUGAAAGCAAAAUGAUGCUGCAAGCACAGGAAUCCCUUUCUUCGGUCCCAAGAGAAAAGUCAAUGAUUUGGGGUCAGUCGGAAGUGUAAACUUCCUACCACAAAGAUACUAAUGGAAAACUCUCACACCGUACACAAUGGCAAGCUCUUCCUUUUCUAGUUCAGUCUCAGCCUUAGUCAAUUUUCUAGAGGCAUAAGCAAUGGGUUUGUCACCCUCUUCCGUCACAUGGGAAAUAACAGCCCCUAUCCCGUAUGGCGACACAUCCACUACCAGAGUUAACUCUUUGCUUUUAUCAAAGUAACACGGUACUUGAUUAGAGCUUAGGAUCUUCUUGACCAAGUCAAAGGCCUCUUUGCAGUUGUCCAUCCAGUCGAACACCUCCUUAUUCUUCUUCAGCUCAUGUAUAGGUUCCAAAAUAGAUGCCAAAAUUUGGAAUGAACUUCCGAUAAUAUCUUACUAGUCCUAUGAAGGACUGUUCUUCUUCUUCAACAUGCAACAGUGAAGGGUGCAACCCUUCAGCGUCUACAACGUGACCUAGGUACUCCACAGAAUUCUGAAGGAACGCACACUUGGACAGCUUGAAUCUUAGUCCUAACUGGCCAAGCCUCUUUAAAACCCUUACCAGGUUGGAGGCAUGUUCCUAGUCACGUGACCUGGUGACUACGAUGUCAUCCAGGUACCAACCAACUCCUUGCAGACCAUGUAGCAUCUUAUCGAUGCAUUCCUGGAAUAUUGCCGGGGCUGUACUCUCCCCAAAAAGUAACCUUGUAUACCUUGAUAAUCCUAGAUGUGUGUUAAUUGUAACAAAUCAUCUUGAUUUUUCCUCUAAGUCAACUUGUUGAUAAGCAUUCUUCAAAUCAAGCUUUGUAAACUUCCUCCCACCUUGCAGGCGAGCAAGAAGCUCUUCAUGUCGAGGCAUAGGGUAUUCUUUCACUUCUAACUGUGGGUUAAUGGUAACUUUGUAAUCGCCACAAAGCCUUAUUCUACCAUCCGGCUUUCUGACUGGUACAACAGGAGCAGCUUAAUCUGAAAGCUCCACUGGUUCUAGUAUCCCUUCUUUCACUAACCUAUUAUUUUCCUCAGCUACUUUGUCUUUGAGUGCAAAAGGAAUAGGCCUGGGUUUAAAGAACUUUGGUUCUACUCAUUUCUCACUUUCAAUUUGGCUUGUACCCCUUUAGCUCUCCCAACAUUAUUGUCAAGGACAUCACUGUUUGCUACUAUCUUCUCUAUUCUAUCUUGUGUUGAACUACACUGUGACACAUGGUGGACAUAUAAUAUUUCUUUCCACUGCAGACGAAUUGUCCACAACCAAUCUCUACCCAGUAAAGUUGAACCAUUAUUCUUUACAAUUAAUGGUUAUCUCUCUCUCUGACCAUGGUAGGUAGCAUCUACCUUACAAUUACCCAAUACAGGUAUCUUCUCUUCUGUAAAUGUCUUGAGUUUUACUCCACAUUUACUCUACCUUUACUUUCUGCUUGAAAUGUUUUUAAAAAACAGCUAGACUUAUGAUGGAAACACCACAGCCUGUAUCAACUUCCAUCAGUAUUUUUGUACCUUCUAUUUCAACAUUAACCAUGAUAGGUUGAACACUUUUAUCUACCUUAUGAACUCCAAUGUGAUCUUCAUCAUCACAUGUGUUUGACUCUGAACUUCCAACACCACUUGUUUCUACCUGAUCACCCUCUACCUGGCUUACCGCUACUGUUUAAAGUCACAUUUCUCUGUUUUAUUACCUGCCUGGGAGCUUCUCACACUUUGGAUUCUGACAGGGCACAAAAAUCCAGAUCGUCGGUCGCCAUUUGUGGUAUUUGUCCCCACAUCAUUCCCAGGGGCACAUGACAAAGUCACUUACGGAGACUGAAUCAACGAAGUGCCAUUUUCUUUCACUCAUUGCAAGACCUUGCAAUAUACCACAAUAUUGGCCAAGGCCUUGGGAUGAUAGAAAGACCGGAAUUAAAAGUACCUUGGGAAUGAUAAUUUACACAGUCAUCUUUAUGAGCAGUCAAUACUUGUAUACUGGCAAUUUCAUCCUCGUCAUCAAAAGACGUAUAGACUUCAAAAUAAAGAAGAUCUACUGUGACUGGUAAUUUUCACUUUGUAUAGUCCAGGUCCUGAUUGGGCUCUUUCAGCUCCAUUUGAACUUUCAUUUCAUUAGUAACCUUGACCAUACAAUUUGCCAUCUUUCUUCAAUUUACUUUUCUUUUUUUUUAAUUUGCACAGUCUAAUUUUUUUUCCAUGCAUUAUGAAUUUGUUAAAUAGUCACUCCUUUAUAGUAAAUUCUGACUUCAACAAGUCAGUACUGCUGCUAUAUAUAAUCAUGGACCUAGUCAGAGUAGUAGGUCCAUGAUAUAAUGAAAUGCAUAAUGCAGGUGAGACCUAUUUAUGAAUAUGUAAUCAAGUAGAACGGAUGUCAAAAAUAUUCAUACAGUUUGUUAAAUUUACAGUAAGUUUCAAAGGAACGUGAUGAGGCGAUUGAUUGCUGGUAAUUGUGAUUGUUAGAGUUUUGUUUUUAAUUUUGGGUGGAUCUGAUUGGUCUUGGGUUGUGUACAAUUGGGUAGUAUUAUUUGACAUCAUAUUACCAUUGGUGGUUAGGUUUUCUCACAUCAUAAAUCAUAGUCAUGAAAUAAAAUUAUGCACAUGUUGAGGAUUGUUAUUGUUACGCGAUCAAUUAUCUUAUUCUAUAACAACUCGGACACAUUUAUAUGACAGAGCAUUGAAAUAAUUUUCUAAAUUUGGUAUUAAAUGCCUUUUUCAAUUUUCA
Lytechinus variegatus (green sea urchin) is the source of this 4524-nucleotide messenger RNA. RefSeq names its product UBX domain-containing protein 8-like. Gene Ontology annotation, molecular function: ubiquitin binding. NCBI's taxonomy places the organism in Eukaryota, Metazoa, Echinodermata, Echinoidea, Temnopleuroida, Toxopneustidae. The transcript is spliced from 8 exons. Gene Ontology annotation, cellular component: endoplasmic reticulum; nucleus. The record is from RefSeq and is a predicted model, not a curated record. The coding region runs from base 91 to 906 and encodes 271 amino acids.